AUGGAAGCCGAGCGGGAAGCUGGAGUAGAUAGGAUGAAAGAUCAUUAUAACAGAACAACUGACAGCAACAGGGACAGGCAAGCACAUCACGCACCAUGUGCACCCAUAACAUCUUGCUGUAUUGCGGGUGCGGCUGCUAUCACAGCCACGGGGUCACCCGCUGUUCCACGGCAGCGCUCCAGGGCCGGAACUGCGACCGCCGGCUCUGGGCCAGCACCUUCGCCGGGUAUAGCAACGGUUGGUGCGAGCAGUGCCUACUGCCGACGCCGCCGGAUACCCCGCCUGCGUAGGAUUGUAGGGUAG
Molecule: messenger RNA, 303 nt
Organism: Chaetomium globosum CBS 148.51
Lineage: Eukaryota; Fungi; Ascomycota; Sordariomycetes; Sordariales; Chaetomiaceae
Exons: 4
Coding region: 1-303 (100 amino acids)
Source: RefSeq, a predicted model, not a curated record